UGGCUCCAGUCCCCGCUCCCGUGUCCCCUCAGCAGAGCGCGCUAGGCCCCUAACUGUUAGGGUCGGGAUGAAAAAUAUUUGUGUGAUAGGAAUGAUUAUUUUGGCUCGAGAAAUGGUUUCCUCUACGUGCCCCUGUCCUGGCCCCUUUUCCGUGUGCAGAUUUCCACCAUAGCGGCUUCUCAGCCGAUGGCUGCUCCCGUUGCACGUGUUUCUUUGUUUCCUGGGCACAGAAACAAAUAAGCUUUGUGCGCGGGGAAACUUUUCCGAGUCAGAAGUUGCAUGGAGAUUCUGCCAGAUACGAAAAACGAAGCUCUCUAGUAAUAAGCAAAUGGAAAGUAGGAAGGGAAAAAGACUUGAGCGUAGCAACAAUGCAUGAUUUUUGUUUGGUGUUAUGUUUUUUUAAUCCCUAGGAACAUGCUUCAGGAAGGUGCACAUGGAAAAUGGACAGUAUCUAGCAGCGAUGAAAGUACAGAAGAGAAUUCUGAUAGUGAAAAACCCUCUACAUCUUCACUAUUGGAUGCUGCACGUGGUAGAACAAGUGGGCCACAAUAUCCAUGCUCUGAAGCUAGGAAAGCUGCUCACAAGAGAAAAGCUUCUCCUCUGAAGCUCGGUGAUAAAAGUUUUUCUACAGAAACACCUCCAGCAGGAAAACAGAGAGCUAGCCAGGAAGGCUUAGGCUGGUGUCUUUCUAGUAGUGAUGAAGAGCCUGAAGAUCAGGAAAAGCGUGGCCAAAAAGGAACACAGAAAGAAGAAAUAUGUGAAACACCGGAAGAACGUGCUCUGAAUCUUUGCAGAGAUGAUGAACUCUCAGAGAGUCAGCAAGCAGAGGACUAUAAUGAAACACUCAGUGAAACCCAAGAUACCUGGGAUUUGUUGAAUGGCGGGAACCCUUUCAGGUUUUUUCUCACUAAAGUCACAGGGAUUGAACAGACCUAUAAUUCUGGAGCCCUGCACAUAAAAGAUAUUUUGUCUCCUCUUUUUGGGACUCUCAUGUCUUCUGCCCAGUUUAACUACUGCAUAGAUGUGGGAUGGCUUGUAAGACAGUAUCCGCAGGAAUUCAGGAAGAAGCCAUUGUUAAUAGUUCAUGGCGAAAAGAGAGAAUCCAAAGCUGAACUGCUUGCACAAGCACGCCCUUAUGAGAACAUCAGCUUUUGUCAGGCCAAACUGGAUAUUGCAUUUGGAACUCACCAUACGAAAAUGAUGUUAUUGUUAUACGAAGAAGGUCUUCGAGUUGUGAUACAUACAUCCAAUCUUAUUGCUGAAGACUGGCACCAGAAAACUCAGGGAAUAUGGCUAAGCCCUUUAUACCCAAGGCUACCUCAGGGAACAACUGGUUCUGCUGGUGAAUCUGAAACGAAAUUUAAGUCUGACCUAAUAAGUUAUCUGAUGGCUUACAAUUCUCCUGCACUCAAGGAAUGGAUAGACCUGAUUCAAGAACAUGAUUUAUCAGAGACAAGAGUGUAUCUGCUUGGUUCUACCCCUGGACGAUAUCAAGGUAGUGAUAAAGAAAAGUGGGGUCAUCUUAGGCUUAGAAAGCUUUUGAAAGAGCAUGCUUCCUCAAUACCAGCACAGGAAUUGUGGCCUGUUGUUGGACAGUUCUCAAGCAUUGGUUCAAUGGGAGCUGAUGGGUCCAAAUGGCUGUGCUCAGAGUUCCAGGAGAGCCUGGUGGCUGCAGGCAGCAGUGUGACAUCUCUUCUGAAAUGUGAUGUUCCAAUUCAUUUGGUUUAUCCUACUGUGAACAAUGUGAGGCAGAGUCUGGAAGGCUAUCCUGCUGGUGGCUCACUUCCGUACAGUAUACAGACAGCACAGAAACAGCUGUGGUUGCAUUCCUAUUUUCACAAAUGGUCAGCAGAAGUCUCAGGUCGAAGUCAUGCUAUACCUCACAUUAAGACAUACAUGAGACCCUCUCCUGACUUUCAGAAGAUUGCAUGGUUCUUAGUUACAAGUGCCAAUCUAUCUAAAGCAGCUUGGGGAGCUCUGGAGAAAAAUGGCACCCAACUGAUGAUCCGUUCAUAUGAACUGGGGGUCCUUUUCCUGCCUUCAGCGUUUGGAUUGGACAAAGGUUACUUUCAUGUGAGAGGCAAAAUGCUUUCAGAAAGUAAGGAUUCAGCAACAUACUUUCCUGUACCUUAUGACCUGCCACCAGAACAGUAUGGAAGCAAAGAUCAACCAUGGAUUUGGAAUAUUCCUUACACUAAUGCCCCUGAUACACAUGGAAACAUGUGGGUUCCAUCGUGAAUGUUUCCAGUAUUGUGAUGGUUCACUUACUGACACUGAGCCUGCCACGCUACUUGCAAGACUACUUAUUUCUGGUUUUUAAGCUAUAAUGUCUGCUAUAAUGGCUAAUCUGUAGUUGAAAGAAACAUUAAAAUGUUGAUAAUGGGGAGAUUCUUGGAGAUUCUAUAACCAUAUUAUAAACGAAGCUGCAUUUUUAAAUACCCUUUUAUAUGCUUUUUCCUUCCUGUGGUUCCUAAUAUGCUUUUCAAGACUGAAACAAGUGUAGACUGUUCUCAGCGAUUCUGCAUUUUUAGCUGUAAUGAAUUUCAAAUUUACUGUUCUGUGAGACUAUUAGUUGGCCCUUGUAGCUGGAAUAAAAGUUAUUGUAUGUAAAAUUUAAAUAAAAAUAAA
Messenger RNA from Athene cunicularia (burrowing owl), 2628 nucleotides. It is a transcript of the gene TDP1, whose product is annotated as tyrosyl-DNA phosphodiesterase 1. The coding region runs from base 373 to 2238 and encodes 621 amino acids. The transcript has 15 exons. Gene Ontology annotation, cellular component: nucleus. Gene Ontology annotation, biological process: double-strand break repair; single strand break repair. Gene Ontology annotation, molecular function: single-stranded DNA binding; 3'-tyrosyl-DNA phosphodiesterase activity; double-stranded DNA binding. NCBI's taxonomy places the organism in Eukaryota, Metazoa, Chordata, Aves, Strigiformes, Strigidae. The record is from RefSeq and is a predicted model, not a curated record.